Periconia digitata is the source of this 2048-nucleotide messenger RNA. Lineage: Eukaryota; Fungi; Ascomycota; Dothideomycetes; Pleosporales; Periconiaceae. The record is from the annotation of a GenBank genome assembly.
CUCCCCCAGUCUACAUGUCAUUAAUCCAGAGUCGGUUUGUAUCGUGCAAUACAUCGCAUUUGAUUUGUCGUUCAAGCAAUACUUAUUUCGUUCUCCCAAUGCGUGUUUUCACGCGUGCGCUCCACCGGCCGUGUGCUAUCGGUACUCGGAGCCUGUCUGAGACGAAGGUGAAAUCUAAUCGGAGCCCGGGAAUAACGGCGCAGUGGGGGAGAUGGCGUAGAUGUGCUUCGACUUCAACGUCGAGAUCGGGUGAAGUUCAGGGAAUUACGAUCGUUGAUCAUCAUUAUGAUGCAAUUGUCGUCGGUGCCGGAGGAGCGGGACUUCGUGCCGCUGUAGGCCUCACGGAAGCCGGGCUCAAGACGGCAUGCAUAUCGAAGUUGUUUCCAACGAGGUCGCACACCGUCGCUGCACAGGGCGGAAUCAAUGCGGCCUUGGGGAAUAUGACAACUGAUGACUGGCGCUGGCACAUGUAUGAUACUGUCAAAGGCUCCGACUGGCUGGGUGACCAAGACGCAAUACACUACAUGACCCGCGAAGCCGUCCCUGCAGUAGUCGAGCUCGAAAACUACGGCAUGCCCUUCUCCAGAACAUCGAACGGCACCAUCUACCAGCGCGCACUCGGUGGCCAAUCUCUAGAAUAUGGUAAAGGCGGACAAGCGUAUCGAACAGCAUGUGCGGCCGAUCGCACCGGCCACGCUAUGCUGCAUACACUUUACGGUCAGAGCUUGAAGCAUGGAGUUCAGUUCUUUAUUGAGUACUUCGCGCUCGAUCUAAUGAUGGAAGGGAAAAAGUGUGUUGGUAUUACAGCCAUGAACAUGGAGGAUGGAACGUGUCAUCGCUUUUUUGCUAGGAACACUGUGCUGGCUACUGGUGGGUACGGACGCGCUUACUUCAGUGCAACGAGUGCGCAUACAAGCACUGGAGAUGGAAACGCCAUGGUCUCCAGAGCGGGACUUCCACUUCAAGACAUGGAGUUCGUACAGUUCCAUCCUUCAGGAAUCUACGGCGCUGGUGUUCUGAUCACGGAAGGCGCCCGUGGCGAAGGUGGAUACCUUCUCAACGCCCAAGGCGAGCGAUUCAUGGAACGGUACGCUCCAACAGCAAAAGAUCUUGCCUCUCGAGACGUCGUUUCUCGAUCUAUGAAUCUCGAAAUUUUAGAGGGUCGAGGCUGUGGACCUGAUGCAGAUCAUAUCCACCUGCAACUGUCUCACUUACCCAAAGACAUCAUUAUGGAACGAUUGCCUGGUAUCGCGGAAACGGCGGCAAUAUUUGCAGGCAUCGAUAUCACGAAAGAACCCAUUCCAGUCUUACCAACAGUACAUUAUUGUAUGGGUGGUGUACCUACAAAUUACAAAGGCCAGGUUCUCGACGUAAACGACGGAAAAGAAGCCAUUGUCGAUGGCCUGUACGCAGCUGGUGAAGUAGCCUGUGUUAGCGUUCAUGGAGCGAAUAGAUUGGGUGCGAACUCGCUCCUCGAUAUUGUCGUAUUUGGUCGAGCAGCUGCACUGCACAUAGCAGAAAACCAUGCACCAUCUGCGCCUCACAAUGAAUCAUCAUCUACUGUUGGUCUUGACUCCAUCAGCGAAAUUUCAUCUAUUCUCCAAAGUCAAGGAAAAUAUCCGACGGCCUCUUUGAGAGACGAGAUGAAACGCACAAUGCAAAAUACAACCGCUGUCUUUCGCACCCACGAUUCUCUUGCCUCCGGAAAUAAACAACUUAGCGCGAUCGAAGGGAACUUCAAAAGCAAUCUCAAAGUAACAGACCGAUCGCUCGUUUGGAACAGUGAUCUGAUUGAAACUCUAGAGUUGCGCAAUCUACUAACAAAUGCCAUUCAGACUAGUAAGGCUGCUCUUACAAGAACAGAGAGUAGAGGUGCGCAUGCUAGAGAUGAUUUCAAGGAGAGGAGUGAUGAUGAGUGGAUGAAGCAUAGUCUGACAUGGCAGACGGAAGUUGGUGAUGAGGUUCGAUGGGGAAUUAGAGAGGUGAAGAUGGAGACGCUGGACGAAGAAGAGUGUAGAAGUGUGCCGCCUUUCAAACGGUCAUAUUGA